AGUAACAGUAGGUACAACUCUAUAUUACAUGUCAAUGAUUAUAGUAACAGAAGCUAUCACUCUAAAUUACAUGUCAAUGAUUAUAGUAACAGUAGGUACAACUCUAUAUUACAUGUCAAUGAUUAUAGUAACAGUAGCUACCACUCUAUAUUACAUGUCAAUGAUUAUAGUAACAGUAGGUACAACUCUAUAUUACAUGUCAAUGAUUAUAGUAACAGUAGCUACAACUCUAUAUUACAUGUCAAUGAUUAUAGUAACAGUAGCUACAACUCUAUAUUACAUGUCAAUGAUUAUAGUAACAGUAGCUAUCACUCUAUAUUACAUGUCAAUGAUUAUAGUAACAGUAGCUACAACUCUAUAUUACAUGUCAAUGAUUAUAGUAACAGUAGGUACAACUCUAUAUUACAUGUCAAUGAUUAUAGUAACAGUAGGUACAACUCUAUAUUACAUGUCAAUGAUUAUAGUAACAGUAGCUAUCACUCUAUAUUACAAGUCAAUGAUUAUAGUAACAGUAGGUACAACUCUAUAUUACAUGUCAAUGAUUAUAGUAACAGUAGGUACAACUCUAUAUUACAUGUCAAUGAUUAUAGUAACAGUAGGUACAACUCCAUAUUACAUGUCAUUGAUUAUAGUAACAGUAGCUACCACUCUAUAUUACAUGUCAAUGAUUAUAGUAACAGUAGCUACAACUCUAUAUUACAUGUCAAUGAUUAUAGUAACAGUAGCUGCUACUCUAUAUUACAAUUAAUAUAUUAA
Lottia gigantea (owl limpet) is the source of this 756-nucleotide messenger RNA. RefSeq lists its product as hypothetical. NCBI's taxonomy places the organism in Eukaryota, Metazoa, Mollusca, Gastropoda, Lottiidae. The record is from RefSeq and is a predicted model, not a curated record. The annotation marks the transcript as partial. The transcript is spliced from 2 exons.